Molecule: messenger RNA, 1664 nt
Organism: Cajanus cajan (pigeon pea)
Lineage: Eukaryota; Viridiplantae; Streptophyta; Magnoliopsida; Fabales; Fabaceae
Source: RefSeq, a predicted model, not a curated record
UUUUAAAUUUUAGAAUUUGAAACAAUUUAAUGGAAUAUUUAUUUUGAUUUAUAUUUUAUCAGGAAUGUCUCGUAGAGGAAUAAAUUAUGUACCUGAUAGUGACAAAAAAGAAAACAUUGUUCCAUCAGAGGAAGUAUUGACAGAUGAGCAAUUUUUGUCAAUAAUGAGAAGUGUUAUGGCAACUAAACAGGCUGAAAAAAGCUAGAGAACAAGAGCCAUUGUCUCCGUUAUCACUCCCUACACCAAAACUUGGGGAUGAUAAUGACGAAGAACAUCUAGUGCACGUGACAUUGGCCGUCUUAUUCCUGGACCAGCUGGUUUGGUCCAAGCUACAAUGAGGAAUAGGGAAUCUGAAAAUCCCUUUCCAACAAAACAAUUCUUGUCUGAUCUUAACGGACCUGCGAUGUUGGUGUUCAACUCUAAUAUGUGGUGCUAUGCUGUUCAUUAUGUCAAAUUUAAAGAUCUACCUGAAGUGACAACAUUAAUUAAUAUCAACCACAAUUUAGAAAGAGUUCCAACAAUUGUUACUUUUGUGGAGUCUAUGACCCCAACUGGAAAGAGAAAUUAUACUAUUAAUUUAAAGGACCCAACUGCCAUGAUUGGUGCAAGCUUACAUUACAAAGUUAAGCAACACCAACAAUAUGGGGAAGACAUUGUUGUGGGGUGUGUGUUAGUUCUGAAACAGGUUGUCGUGUUUGCCCCCAACCGUUUCCGUGGUCCUUACUUCCUUAAUAUAACUAAAAAUAAUGUACAACGGGUGAGUAGUGUUAGUCAAAUAUAAUUUAUUUUGUAACUAAUAUUGUUUAACAAAUGUAUGUUACAUUUUUUGCAGGUUAUUCCGAAGAAUAUUUGAUUUAAUGAGGAAAAAAUAUUUGUAAUUUAGUUUUAUGUUUAUUUCUAGUUAGGAUGGUUGUAAUGUAAUUUUUUAUGUGGAUUGUAAAAUUUAAAUUUGGGGAAUAUUAUUAUUAAAUAUUGGUAAAAUUAUGCACUUCAGUUAGUAAUAUGUAUUUGUUGUUGUUUUGUAAUUGUGUAAUGAAAAAAAAUGGUUAAAUUAUGCACCUGAACUGGAGAUCAACUCGCCUUUGUCGACGACUUAGCCCUUUUCCUUCUUGUCGACCUGCCCCAAUGUGCUCCACCUGAAUUGCGUCUGGUUGUGGUAAUGUUGCAGCUGGAGCCGGUGUAAAAGGGAAACUCACCCUACUCACCUCGUCUCGCAACUGUAAGCAGUGGCCGAUCCUCUCAUGCAUCAUGGUAAAAUAAAAAGAAUCUCUAUGUUCUUCACUGGUCCCAUGAUACAUGUGUUCCAAAACAUCGGUCUACAAAUAACAUAACAAAUAUCAUCAGAACACUACAUUUGUAAAUAUGUCACAAGUAAUUAUUUAAAUACAUCCCUAGAUUUGUACUCACCACAUAUCCUUCCUUUGCACUAGAAGGAGAAAUUCAUCGCCUUGUAUGUUUCCUAUACCACACCAUGUAUUCUGAGCUAUUGCUCAAGUGUGGUGUAUCACACGCAGGUUGUGUCCAUACACGAUGAAGUCGUGAUUGCCACUCUUGCACAAAUUGAACUUGCAUGCGUGACCAGUCCAUGUUAUCCUUGCCUCUCAAGGAAAGAUCAUGCAAUUUCUCUGGAUGAAUAGGAGGUGCAGGAAUGUGUUGGACCAUCC